UGCGCCGGGCAGGGGGCGUCCGGCGAGGCGGCCAUGGCGGAGCUGAGGGGCCGGCGGUGGCCGGGCACGGGGCAGGCGGGCGGCGGGGCCGAGUGGAGUGAGGAGGAGGACGGGGACGGGGACGGAGGCGGCGGGGAUGGCUUCACGCUGGACGAGGUGCUGCGGCUCGGCGGCACCAAGCAAGACUUCCUCAUGCUGUGCGCCCUGGACGAGGAGGAGGAGAUGGUGGACGGCGGCAGGAAGGGCGCCAUCGACGACCUGGAGGAAGGGGAGCUGGAGGCCUUCGUCAGCUCCCUGGGGCUCGGCAGGUACGCGGAGAGCUGCCUGCAGGAGGAGGACGAGGAGCAGGAGGAUGGCGGCGGGGGGAAGGGGAAGCCCGCCAAGAAGGAGAAAGGCAAGAAGGAGAGCGCCCCUUCUUCGUAGGAGGGAAAAAGGAAAAAAAAAGGCAAAGAACAAGUGAGCGGUAAGAAGGAGAGCAAGAAGAAGCAAGCAGGUGGGGGUCCAGACCAGCGGCUCUCGGUACAGAAAGAGAGGCCGGAGGAGGAUUUUGAGUUUCGUGCCAGGCAAGUGAUACUGAUCAAGCCAGGGGGCAAGUGGUAUGACCUAGAAUACACCAGCGAGUUCUCCUCUGAGCCACAGGACCAGACGCUUCUGUCUAAGUAUAAGGCCUUGGCCCAAAAGCUGUACCAGCACGAGACAGACCUGUACAAGAAAAAGACAGACUAUCAGAAGGGGGCCUCUUCGGCGUGGAUGAAAACUGUGGUGUCAUCGGGUACCUUAGCUGACAGGAUGGCAGCCAUGACCCUGCUCAUUCAGGACAGUGCUGUCCACAGCCUGCAGUUUGUUGAGAACUUGGUAAACCUCGUAAAGAAAAAGGGUGGCAGGCAGCAGAGCCUCAUGGCUUUGGAUACUUUCAGGGAGCUUCUCCUUUCAGAUCUCUUACCAGACACUCGAAAACUGUGGUCUUUCUCGCAGCGUCCAUUUAACAACAUAGAGAAGAUGUCAAGUGGCAACAGGGAUUCGAGAGACAGGAGACUGAUACUCUGGUACUUUGAGCAUCAGCUGAAACUGCAGGUGGCAGAAUUUGUGCAAACCUUAGAAACCCUGAGUCACGAUUCUGUGACAGCAACCAAAGCGCGAGCGCUGGCAGCUGCCCAUGAGCUGCUCUGCAACAAGCCGGAGCAGGAGAAAUUUCUGCUCGUUCAGCUGGUAAAUAAACUGGGAGACCCGCAGAACAAAAUAGCCACCAAAGCCUCGUAUCUCUUAGAGACGUUGCUUUACAAGCAUCCAAAUAUGAAAGGGGUGGUGUGCAAUGAGAUGGAGAGGCUUUUGUACCGGUCAAACAUCAGCGCGAAAACUCAGUACUAUGCCAUGUGCUUUCUGAAUCAGAUAGUCCUCAGUCACGAAGAAACACCGCUGGCUAACAAGCUGAUAGCUUUGUAUUUCUGCUUCUUUCGGAACUGCAUUAAGAAAAAAGAUGUUGAAUCCAAAAUGCUCAGCGCUCUUCUUAGCGGGGUGAACAGAGCUUACCCUUACGCUGAGACUGGCGAUGAGAAAGUGAAGGAGCAAAUGAACACCUUGUUUAAAGUUCUGCAUCUCGUCAACUUCAGUACCAGUGUCCAGGCCCUGAUGCUGCUGUUUCAGGUCAUGGACUCUCAGCAGACUGUGUCGGACAGGUACUACACAGCGCUAUACAGGAAGCUUCUAGAUCCUGGUUUAGCAACCUGCUCAAAGCCAUCCAUGUUUCUUAACCUUGUCUAUAAGUCUCUGAAGGCAGAUGUAGUAUUACGGCGGGUGAAGGCCUUUGUGAAGAGGUUACUUCAAGUCGCUAGCGGGCAAACGCCACCCUUCAUUUGUGGAACCCUCUACCUUCUGUCUGAGCUUCUGAAAGUAAAACCAGGGCUAAGGGUCCAGUUACAGGAUCACGUGGAGUCUGAUGAAGAAGAGUGCUUUAAGGAUCAAGAAGAGGCUGAAGAGAAUGAGGAAAAAUUUGUGGAUGCAGACAAAGAAGUAGAAAGGGAAGAGAAGAGUACAGCAGAAAAUUCUGUUAAACCAGACAGUUCGAGUUCAUCAGCCUCAUGGGUGCAUCACGUGAAUAUGAGAGGCAGGAAGAAUGGGGUUUCAUAUGAUCCUUUGCACCGAAGUCCUCUCUACUGUGGUGCUGAAAGUACAAGCCUUUGGGAACUGAAGAAGCUUUCCGAACACUUCCAUCCAUCUGUGGCUCUGUUUGCAAAAACAAUUCUAGAAGGAAAUCACAUUCAGUACUCCGGUGACCCUUUGCAGGAUUUCACAUUAAUGAGAUUCUUGGAUCGCUUUGUGUACAGAAAUCCCAAACUCCAUAAAGGCAAAGAGAACACCAGCAGUGUGGUAAUGCAGCGGAAGAAGAAGCAGUUUAUGACAGAUAGGCAAAGUCUUGCAGUCAACAGUAAGGAAUUCCUUGCCAGAGAUGAAAGCAAAAUCCCAGUGGAUGAAGUGUUCUUUCACAGAUUUUAUAAGAAGUUUGACAAUAAGAGAGAGAAACAAAAGCGUCAAGAUGAUGAAGAAAGUGUGGAAGAUGUAGAUGAUGAUGAGUUCGAAAGAGCGUUGGAUACAUUUGAAGCUGAUGAUAGUGCCGUUGAUGUUAGGCAGGAUGACCUUGAUUUUGCUGGUAACAUAAAAAAGAAAACCAUAGGCAGUAAGAAAAGCAAAAGAACUGAGGAUUCCGGUGCUGAUUGGGAUGAUUCUGAUGAUGAAGAUGAAUUUAGUGAUCUGGAUGAUGAGGAGGUCUCCUUAGGAAGCAUGGAAGAAGAAGACUUCGAGGAGGAUAUGGACGAAGAGGGGGGUGUAUUUAUGGAUGUGUCUGAUGAUGAUAACGACCUAGACCUUAACAAUGACAGUCAAUUGAAGCCUGUCAGUAAAAAGACCAAGAGAAAGAAAGAGAUGAAUUCUGUGGGAUCGCUUGAAGGAUCCAGCCGAGGAAAGAAGAGGAAACUCACAGAUGCCAAUAUGCUGGCAUCCGCAGAGGAGUUUGGCUAUCUGCUGGAUGAAAAUGCUGGGUCCAAGUUUGACAAUAUUGGAUUGAACGCCAUGGCUAACAGAGAUAAUGCAAAUGUCAAACAGAUCAAGUGGGAAGUAGAGCGUGACAGGUGGCUCCACAACAGAGAUGUGAAAAGCAUCAUCAAAAGGAAGAAACAGUUCAGGCACAAAGGACUGAAAAAGAAGUACAAAGGCAAGAAAUCAAAAAGAUGAGCUAAACACCUUAAUGUGGACAUUUUUACAAUAGCUGUUGUAAAAUAAUUAUAUUUUCUUAAUCCA
This is a messenger RNA of Cygnus atratus (black swan), 3294 nucleotides long. It is a transcript of the gene CEBPZ, whose product is annotated as CCAAT enhancer binding protein zeta. NCBI's taxonomy places the organism in Eukaryota, Metazoa, Chordata, Aves, Anseriformes, Anatidae. Gene Ontology annotation, cellular component: nucleus. The record is from RefSeq and is a predicted model, not a curated record.